Octopus sinensis (East Asian common octopus) is the source of this 1822-nucleotide messenger RNA. Its product is annotated as serine/threonine-protein kinase Chk1. The coding region runs from base 389 to 1819 and encodes 476 amino acids. The transcript is spliced from 14 exons. Gene Ontology annotation, biological process: mitotic G2 DNA damage checkpoint signaling; protein phosphorylation. NCBI's taxonomy places the organism in Eukaryota, Metazoa, Mollusca, Cephalopoda, Octopoda, Octopodidae. Gene Ontology annotation, cellular component: cytoplasm; nucleus; site of double-strand break. Gene Ontology annotation, molecular function: protein serine/threonine kinase activity; ATP binding. The record is from RefSeq and is a predicted model, not a curated record.
CGGAAUUAUAUAUUCCCUCGUUCAGUUCUAACGCUCUCCUGUCAGACACCACCACGUGUUGGCCGGGUAGAUUACCAUGUAACUGAAGACUGUUUCUUGUUUUGACCAAACUUUCAUUUUCUUCUAUAACAUUAGUUUCUUUUACUCUUCUCAUUCGAAUCGCUUGUUAGUGUGUGAUCUCGUACCCAAGUGUUGUUUGUAAACGCAUGACUUUAUUUACAAAUUGUUUUCAAGUCUACCACCUGCAGGAACCGACAGGACCUUUAAACAACCAAGUGUUAUGAUAUAUUUUCAAUCAGCAGGUAUGCGAACGAUUUUCUCUGGCUAUUUUCCCGCUCUUGGAACCCUCUUCUACCAAUUAUUGGAAUAGAUCACUUUACGCCUGAAAAUGGUAUCCUCUUUUAUUGAAGGCUGGGAUUUAGUACAGACUCUUGGAGAAGGUGCUUAUGGAGAAGUGAAAUUGGCUGUAAAUACUACAACAAAUGAAGAAGUGGCAGUGAAGUUUAUUAAUCUCAAAAAAGAUAUCCAUGCAAGAGAAAGUGUUAGAAAAGAGAUUGCAAUUCACAAACUCCUGAAACAUGACAAUGUAAUCCGCUUUUAUGGGAGCCGCACAGCUGGAGAUCAGCAGUUCAUGUUUCUGGAGUAUGCCUGCGGUGGUGAACUGUUUGAUAGAAUUGAGCCUGAUGUCGGUAUGUCUCCACAACUUGCUCAGUAUUAUUUCCGACAGUUAAUUGAAGGACUGGAAUAUUUACAUUCUAGAGGUGUGGCACAUCGGGAUUUAAAACCAGAGAAUCUUCUUCUAGACGAAAAUGAUACCUUGAAAAUCUCCGAUUUCGGUUUUGCUACUGUUUUCCGUUAUCAGGGAGAGGAGAGAGAAAUGGAAAAAUGUUGUGGGACACUUCCAUAUGUUGCUCCUGAAGUUAUCAGACGUCGUCCUUAUUCAGCUCAACCAGCAGAUAUUUGGUCUUGUGGUAUUAUCUUGGUAGCAAUGUUGGCUGGAGAAUUGCCAUGGGAUGAGCCAUCAAAUGAAUGCUGUGAAUACUCGGACUGGGUCAAGUGCUGUAGUUUAUCUUCCCCGUGGAACAAAAUUGAAAAUAUGGCUUUGUCUCUUUUAAGAAAAAUCUUAAUAGAAAACAGCAAAAAACGUUAUACAGUUCCACAGAUGAAAAAGAACCAAUGGUUUUCAAAGAACUUGAGAAAAUCUAUGCCAAUACGGUUAGAGAACCUUUCUGGUGAUUCUGGAACAUUUAAACGUCGAUGUUCUGGUUUAGACCAAUCUUCUCCUUCCGCUGUUGGAAAAUUUGAUCAUCAGUUCUCCUUGUCCCAGCCUGAUGUUAUUUUGCGUGCCACAGAGAGCCCCUCAUCUGCUGGUGAUUCCCUCAAAGCACUUACAUACUCUCAGCCAGUUCGUCCAGAUCACAUGAUGUUAUCAAGUCAACACCAAACACAAGAAUCUCAGUCAUCUGGUCCACACCUUGUUCGAAGGUUAACUCGCUUUUUCGUAAAAUGUAACCAAGAAGCAACAGUUAAAGAAUUAACGAAAGCCUUUGAAACUCUCAAUUACACUUGGAAAAAGAAUUCUCUAGGAUUGUUUACAAUACAAACCUUUGACAGAAGGAAGUGUCCAUUGUCGUUCAAGGCUGCUCUUGUUAAGAUGGGAGAGAAUCUUUUGGUAGAUUUCCGGUUAUCAAAGGGUGAUGGAAUUCAAUUCAAAAGGAACUUCACCAAAAUCCGUGAUCUGUUACGACCAAUCGUCUCCUCUCAGUCCGCUUGGCCGAAUGCGUCUUCUGUAAAAGAGUUACGCAAUGAGGAAAACUGAAAA